AUGCGCAAAGUCGUUAAGAACUUAGAUAGGCUAUCAGAUGGAUUGUGUAGGGUUAUAGAUUUGGCAGAGUUAGUGAGGAACGUACACCCAGAUACCAGAUGGGUCCAAGCAGCGGAUGAAACCUAUGAUAGACUUUGUGAAUACAUGAACGAACUCAAUACACAUGUUGGAUUAUACCAAGCACUCAAAGAGACUGUACACAGUCCUACUAUCGAUUUAGACUACUCUGCUAAGCAGGUAGCACUCAUGUUCUUGCGAGACUUUGAGAAAUCAGGUAUUCACCUUUCAGAUACAUCCAGAAGGAGAUUUGUCGAGCUUUCAUCGGAGUCUUUAUUGUUAGGAAGGAAAUUCUUGAUGAAUCAAGGUCAAGAUAGUCCAGCAAGGAGGGUUACACUAUCACCAGCUGACCUCACAGGUAUUCCUACUGAGUUUUUAAGAACUUUACCAGCACCAGAUAGGAAAGGCAACAGGACAAUGGAUGCUCAUGGUUGGGAAGCCCAAGUUCUGCUUAGGUUCUCACCUUCCCCUGAUGCACGACUCAAAAUACACGUAGCAUCGAACGCAGCAAGUGAAGAAGAAGUCGAAACGCUAGAAAAGCUAAUGGAAUCACGUGCUGACAUUGCUAAGCUUAUCAAUUAUCCAACUUAUUCUCAUGUCGCACUUUCAGAUAAGAUGGUCGACGAUCCUAACCAAGUUAUGGCCUUCUUGGAGUCACUUGUAAAUGUCAAUAAACCAUUUGCUGGUCAAGACAUCAACAAAUUGGCUACAACUGCUCAACAUACUCUCGGCUUACCUUCCACACCAUCAAUUAAAGCAUCGGAUAGGGAAUUCUUCCUGCAAUUACGUGCUAAUAGUGUAGGCGCUAACUCAUCAUUAGAACCACUUGCACCAUAUUUAUCAUUGGGUAAUGUCAUACAUGGAUUAAGCACUGUAUUGGAACAUCUUUACGGUAUUAAGUUUGUACCUCGUGAAGUUGAAGCAGGAGAAGUCUGGGAUCCAAGUGUGAGGAGGUUAGAUGUAUACGACAACUCCUCUAAUGCAAUUGUUGGUACCAUUUACGCAGAUCUGUUCGCAAGACAUCCAAAGCAAGGUACUGCUGCUCAUUAUACCGUACAAUGCUCGAGAAGAGUUGACGAUGAUGACUUUGUUCCUGGGGAAGAUGAUAGAAGAGCAGCAGGCUCGGUUAUUAGUAAUCAAGCUGGUCGAUUUCAAUUACCUAUUGUCGUAUUAGCAUGUACUUUUGAUAAGCCAACGGCUAAUCAACCAACAUUACUCAAUUGGCAAGAAGUAGAGACUAUUUUCCAUGAAAUGGGACAUGCUAUUCAUUCCAUGAUUGGUAGAACAGAGUACCAAAACUGCUCUGGUACGAGAUGUGCAACUGAUUUCGUCGAAUUACCAUCAAUUCUGAUGGAACACAUACUCGCAAAUCCUAAAAUCCAAUCUGUAGUUGGUAGACAUUGGAAGAAAGGUAAGAGCUUGUCGCCAGAACUAGUGAAAGCGCAUUUAGACCAAUUGAACGCCUUACCCGCACUUGAAACUCACGGCCAGCUCUUAAUGGCCUUGAUAGAUCAAGCUUACCAUUCUCAACAAGCUCCUUUGAAUGGUAAACUAGGCUGGACGACAGAUAUGUGGUAUAAUGUUCAAUCUCAACAUGGUGUCUUACCACCAAUCAAGGGAAAUGCUUGGCAAGUACAAUUCGGACAUCUCUUUGGCUAUGGUGCAACAUACUACUCAUACCUAUUUGAUAGAGCACUCGCAUCAAAAGUGUACAAAGACGUACUCUCUCAUGACCCAUUGAGUGGAGAAUCAGGUCAGAGAUUACGCGAUGAAGUACUUCGCUGGGGAGGUGGACGCGAUCCAUGGGAAAUGCUAGCUGGCUUGCUUGGUGGAGAAGACGCAGAACUCAUAAUGAAAGGCGGCGUUGAGCGUAUGAGAGCAGUAGGAAAUUGGGGAGCGGGUGAUAUUGGCGUGUCGAUGAAGUAA
Messenger RNA from Wallemia mellicola CBS 633.66, 1983 nucleotides. Its product is annotated as zincin. The coding region runs from base 1 to 1983 and encodes 660 amino acids. The record is from RefSeq and is a predicted model, not a curated record. Gene Ontology annotation, molecular function: metalloendopeptidase activity. The transcript is spliced from 3 exons. Lineage: Eukaryota; Fungi; Basidiomycota; Wallemiomycetes; Wallemiales; Wallemiaceae. Gene Ontology annotation, cellular component: mitochondrion. Gene Ontology annotation, biological process: peptide metabolic process.